Molecule: messenger RNA, 2427 nt
Organism: Bombyx mandarina (wild silkworm)
Lineage: Eukaryota; Metazoa; Arthropoda; Insecta; Lepidoptera; Bombycidae
Gene: RanBPM
Product: Ran-binding protein M
Molecular function (GO): protein binding
Source: RefSeq, a predicted model, not a curated record
ACAUGAAAUUACGGAAAUCAGAAAUGGCUGCGAUAGGUAGUGGACGGGGAACUAUGGAUUCCCAAAAUCAAGUGCAAAGUGAUACUGUAGAUCGAUUAAAAUUGCUUUAUCCUAAUGUGAAUGAAGAAGAGACUCCUUUACCCCGUGCGUGGAGCACUAAAGAUAAGUUCAGCUACAUCGGACUGUCGCAAAAUAAUCUACGAGUGCAUUAUAAAGGUGGCACGCAGGGCCCGGGACGGAGACCCCACCUGCCAUACCUCCACUUACGCCUUUGGAUGUAUCGUCAUGGUAAGACUCACAGAGACGCGGCCAGCGUCAGGGCAACACAUCCGAUACCCGCCGCGUGUGGGCUCUACUACUUCGAGGUUAGAAUCGUAUCUAAAGGACGGGACGGGUACAUGGGGAUCGGACUGUCCGCACAUGGAGUCAACAUGAACAGAUUGCCCGGAGUUGGCCGCUUUCCUCCAGGGUGGGACAAGCAUUCCUACGGCUACCACGGAGACGACGGCCAUUCGUUUUGUUCUUCCGGUACCGGGCAGCCCUACGGACCCACGUUCACGACCGGAGACGUCAUCGGAUGUGGAGUCAACUUGGUCGACAACACUUGCUUCUACACCAAGAAUGGACAUCAUUUAGGAAUUGCUUUCAGAGGACUACCGCCAAAUUUAUAUCCGACAGUCGGGCUUCAGACGCCCGGCGAGGUGGUGGACACGAACUUCGGUCAGCAGCCGUUCGUUUUCGACAUCGAGGACAUGCUGAAGGAGCUGCGCGCCCGGACCAGGGUCGCCAUCGACGAGUUCCCGCUGCCCGACGAGCAGGGACAGUGGCAGCAGGUGUUGCACAGGAUGGUGUCGACGUACCUGGUGCACCACGGGUACUGCAGCACGGCGCAGGCCUUCUCCCGCGCCACCGGACAGCCCAUAGACGAGGAUAUAGCGUCUAUUAAAAACAGACAGAGGGUGUCGAAGCUGGUGCUGGCGGGGCGCGUGGGCGAGGCCGUGGAGACCACGAGGCGCCUGUGGCCCGGCCUGCUGGAGCGGGACCCCGACCUGCUGUUCCUGCUCAAGUGCAGGCAGUUCGUCGAGAUGGUCAACGGCACCGACUGCGAGGCGAGCGAGGACGGCGCCAACGGAGUGGCCACCUCCGUCAUCUCGCACACCGGCCGCCCGCACAAGCGCAGCAACGGCGUGGCGGCGGACGCGGCGGAGGAGGGCGGCGGGCGCGACGUGGACAUGGCGCCCGCAGCCAACGGUGACCACGAAGAUGAGGCGCUGCCGCUCGUGAAGGGGAUGCCGGGGGUGACGGCCAGCGUCGCCGCCCUGCUGCCGGACCGGUUCGAGGCGGACGCGAGCAGCCAGCGCGCCUCCGUGGAGAGGAUGCUGGCCUUCGGGCGCGAGCUGUACGCCAUGAGCCAGAAGCUGAGCCAGGACCUGUACCACAAGUCCAUGCUGGAGGACGCCUUCAGCCUGCUGGCCUACAGCAACCCGUGGGACAGUCCCGUGGGCUGGCAGCUGGAGCCGGUGCGCCGGGAGGCUGUCUGCGACGCGCUCAACUCCGCCAUACUCGAGUCCCAGGGCAUGCAGUGGUCGUCCCCCGUGGAGGCCUGCGUGUCGCACGCGCGCUCCCUGCUGCGCCGCAUGUCGCGCGCCGCCCUCGGGGCCUGCGCCUUCGCCGACCUGUCCGCCCUGCUCGCGCGCUGAGCCCCCGCUGAGCCCCCCGCCGAGCUCCCCAUCGAGCCUCCCACCGAGCCCCCCACUGAGCCCCACUCGGCUCACUGACAAUAACCUUAAUAAACAAGUGUUUAACCUCAACCUGACAAAACCAACGAUUAAUUAAGUUGGUCAUGCAAUAUUGAUUAAAUACAUAACCGUUAUGUAUAUGAGAAUAGACGUUCUAAUAAGUGUUAAGCUAUUCGUGAACAUCGUUAGGGGGGACAUCCGGGGGGCGGCCGGGGGACGGCAGGGGGACAGCCCGGGGACGGGUGGGGACGGGCGCGUCUUCCUUGUCUGACCAUUUAAUAUUAACAAAGCGUUUUGUACAGCCAUGAGGAUUUAAGUACGUGACACAUGUCACUUUGAAAACUACAAAGUUAUAGACGAAUUCAAACGAACAUAACUCGUAUUGUACAUACAAAUAAAGAUAAGAUUGCCGUGUACGCGACCCGCUUGAACGCACACGCAGGCCUGCAGCACUGUAUCGUUGGAGCCGUGCGUGUCGUGGCGCUCCUAUUGCGAUGGGAGUUAGUGUCAUUAUCGCGUGGCACCGACAAGUCGACUGAGAAACGUCUCGAGCGCCAGUUUAUACAAAUAAAUAUAUUAUGUGUGUUCAUGUAUUUUUAAUUAUCGUAUUUUACACGUCUCUCGAUGCGGUAUGAUAAUGUAUCGAUAAUCUCACGGUCGAAUUAAUCUGGCGUUUGAGAUAUAUAAU